Messenger RNA from Durotheca rogersii, 2400 nucleotides. Its product is annotated as COG4 transport protein-domain-containing protein. Lineage: Eukaryota; Fungi; Ascomycota; Sordariomycetes; Xylariales; Xylariaceae. Bases 1 to 2400 code for a protein of 799 amino acids. The record is from RefSeq and is a predicted model, not a curated record. The transcript has 2 exons.
AUGUCUGCCCUCCCAAACCCCGCGUCCCACAACAGCAUCGAGAGCUCCGCGGGACCAACAAUUACGACGGUGAACAUCCACCAGGCCUCUACCCCCGCCGAAGUCCGCACCGCCCUCUCCCUGCUGCACGCGCAAAAAGACUCCCUGAUCCGACGUCUCGAGACUCUGCUCUCGCGAGCAGAUCUAAGCCGCGACUUUGGGCGACUUGACCAUCCGCGCGCCGGGUUGCGUUCGCAGGCGAUCGCCACCCGAGCCAUCGCCAACAACAUGCUUUCCGGGGCAGCCUCGACGGCCGGGCUCCUACGCGACAAGGUGAAAGAGCUGGAUCUCGAGAAGAGUAGGGUAGAGGAAACGCUUGUGGUGCUCGAGCAGGUCGCGGAGCUGAAGGCGUGUGUACACGGCGUAGUGGGUUCGAUGCGGGCGCCGCAGGACUGGGAGGCGGCGGCGUGGUAUAUUUCGCAGGCUGCGAAGGUGCCGGAAGAGAUAAUACGGGGAAGCUUUGCGGCGAAUGUGGUGCCUAGCAUAGAGGCGCCAGAUCCGCCGUGGGUGACCCUAGAGAAAGCGAAGGAGAGCUUGUGCAGACUUUUCUUGCGGGAGUUUGAGCGUGCAACGCGGGAAGGAGACGAAGUAAAAGCCACAGGAUUCUUCAAGUUAUUCCCAUUGAUUGGGAAGAGGGAUACCGGGCUGGAUGUAUACGGGAGGUACGUAUGUCAGGAUGUAGCUGGGAUGGCUCGGAAGACGUUGAAGCCCGAAAUCGCCAGGCAGAAGGAGAGCUUCCUCUACGCUGAUGCGCUAGGAAAACUGUUUCAACACAUUAUCCAGAUAGUAGAGCUUCAUACAAUACUGGUUGAGAGGCAUUACGGCGCUGGCGAGAUGGUUAAGGUUAUUGAGCGGCUUCAGAUGGAGGUAGAUGUCCAGGGCGGUAUCAUUCUCGACUCCUGGAGCGACGAGAGGAGGGUUGAUCGGAGAUUGAUGGACGUCAAGAGUUAUUCUUUCUCGUUCCUGAUGCAGAGCUUUCUCCCACCACAGAGGGGGGCGUCGAGGACGAACUCCCCGGGAAUAGGAACUGGGGCGAACAACGCACAGGAGAUCGAUGACGAAGGGGUUGGCCUGAAGGAAGUGGAUGAGUUGCUCGGCGAGAUUGCCGCCAUGCUAGGUUGGUGGUCUUCCUACGUGCGGUUUAUCGCCGGAAAAUCUAAGGACGAAGAGGAUACGAAAGACGAGUCCUUUUCUAUUCCCGAAAUACUUCUCGAAUCGGGUCUCAACAGAAAAAUUUCUAGGAUGUUGACCACACCGUAUAACACCAUGACGACCUUCUUCUUCCGAAGAUCCGUCGAAAAAGCAUUCCAACUCAACGAAUUUCCCAACAACCUCUCUCUCAAUCUUAAAACGCCGAUCGAUAACAACCGUCCUUUUAUUAUAACAGCUGUUGACGACAUAAUAUUCAUUAUUAAUAGGGUCAUUCAGAGAUCUUUACCUACAUCACAAAGAGAGGUCAUUACCUCUGUCGUCCUGGCUAUGGACCGAGUUCUCAGCUCUGACUUCGUCGGCAUGAUUCAGCGGAAGAUGCGUGACGAAUUUUACCCUAGGCCUCUCAUCCAAGGGGGCUUUCCCCCGGAGGAUAAGAUCAUCGCCUUUAUUGUUCUUAUUAACAGCCUUGACACAGCUAACGAAUAUCUCGCCCGCAUCAUGUCCGACCUUAGCGCUAGUCCCGGCAAGCCCGACGGCGUUUCCCAUAGCUCGCCACUCCGUUCUGCCUUUCCCUUCGGGCGGGACUUAGGCUCGGUGGCCACUUCGCCGGCCCACCCCCUCUCGACGUUCGCCGCUAAGACAACUGAGCUUCUGAACGAGGGCUUAUCGGUUCUUUUCAACCAGGUCAUCAAGCUGCGGUUGCGGCCCAUCUUAAGCGACGCUUUCCGAGACGUGGACUACUCGCUCUCGGAGGACGAGUUUGCGAGUGCGCAAGUGGAAGCUAGGGAGACUAGAGAGGAAGGAGACACAUUACAAAGAUUCGGGCGCGGGUGGGACCAGCUAAUGCGGCCCAUAAACCGCAUAAUGACGCCUAAGCCAUACACAGCACUGCUAGACCUUACCACCAGGCAUCUCGCACGUGUUUUAGAGAAGCGGCUGUGGAGCUAUGUUGGGCGGGCGAGCCCGUUAGGGGGUAUACGCAUGGAGAGUGACUUCUUAGGCAUCAUCAGCGUCGUGGCGAGGGAGAAUUACUCCGCUAAGGAGCUGUUCUCGAGAGUCUUGCAGGUCUUGAUGGUAGCGAAUAUGGAGCAGGAUGAGUGGGAAGAACUAUCUAGCCUCGCGGGUUGUAGUGUAGAUUGGAACGACGGAAUACGAUGGGUGUUGGCUGAGGAGGAGAGGACUAAGGCAAGAUCGCUAAUAAUGGGAUAG